GGUUUUUGAUAGGUAUAUAUACAGGUACGUAUCAGCUCUAUGUUAUAUUGCCGCUUUAAACGUCAACAGGAAGAAGAAAUAACUUUACCAAAGAAAUGUCUGGGCAGGGAGUUGUGGUGAUAGACCUGGGGUCUUGGAGUGUCAAGGCGGGUAUGAAGGGUGGCAGCAGUCCCACUUGUGUACUAACAGAAAAACAACAAAAGGCUGUCCUGAAUGGAAGGUAUCCUAUCGAAAAUGGACAAGUUACAGACUGGGAGGACGCCGAACAGCUUCUCCGAAAUACAUUCACGGAAUUGGGGGUCAAGCCUGAUGAGAACGCCGUCCUCUUGUGUCAGCCACUGACAAACACGAAACUCAACAAAGAGAAGAUUGUCCAACUCAUGUUUGAGAAGUUUAAUGUUCCGGCUGUCUUCCUAGCGUACACCAACGUUUUGUCCCUGUAUGCUACGGGGAAGCUGAACGGGGUUGUGAUGGAGUCUGGAGCAGGAGUAUCCAACUGUGUGGCUCUUUAUCAAGGAAAUGCCAUGCUAGACACUCUUGUGUCAAGUGACUUGACCGGUAACCAGCUUACGAACUUCGUCUCACAAAAGCUUGCUAAUCCCGAUCUUGAUUUCGAAACCGUUAACGAAAUUAAAGAGCAGACGUGUAGCCUUAAUCCACCCACCGAGGACAUGGGUUAUACACUUUCCGACGGCAGUCGUAUCAAUGUCCCCCAGGACGCCCAAAGGGCCCCCGAGAUCUUAUUGGAUCCCACCAUAGCUAACAUAAACACUAGAAGUAUCCCUCAAGCCAUAGUGGACUGUAUCGAAAAGGUCCGCGCGCAGCACGGAAAUGAUCGUGCCCAGGAGAUGUGUAGCAAUAUCAUACUGUCUGGGGGAAACACUCUUUUUAGUGGAUUAGUUGACCGCGUACAAGACGAAAUAAAAACCAAGAUGGUGGGUGUUAGUGGAAUACAGGUGAUAAAAGCAGCACCGUACUCGGCAUGGAUAGGAGGAUCCAUCCUUGCAUCGCUAGAAACGUUUGGUGGUCUUCUUAUAACCAAGGCGCAGUACGAGGAGAAGGGUGUGCAGGUCAUCGAAGACAAGUUCUGAUUUCGGUCGUUAGAACCACCAGAGAAUAUCAGACUUUGCUAAAAUAUUGAAACCCAAAGAUGCAUAACAGACUUUUAGAUCAUGUACCGCGAGGUAUCAAUCAAGCCAAAUCUACGAUCAAUGUUUUAAUCUUCAAUGUGAUAUUUCGAGUGA
Molecule: messenger RNA, 1244 nt
Organism: Mizuhopecten yessoensis (Yesso scallop)
Lineage: Eukaryota; Metazoa; Mollusca; Bivalvia; Pectinida; Pectinidae
Product: actin-like
Exons: 2
Coding region: 96-1091 (331 amino acids)
Source: RefSeq, a predicted model, not a curated record